AUGUCGACCAACGCACAGACCCACGACCCCACGGCGCAGAAUGCCGCCAAGAACGCCUCGUCGGCGGGCCUGACGACGCAGGACAAGAUCGACGGCCUGCUCGAGAUCACCAAAAAGGUGGGCACGGCCAUGCUGACGACGCGCGCGCCCAGCGGCCAGCUGGCGUCGCGCGCCAUGGCGCCCUCGACGACCGAGGGACUCGUGUUCAGCUUCUUUUUCAACACCGACUCGGGCAAGACGGACGACAUCCAGUCCGAGCCCCAGGUCAACGUGUCCUACUACGACCCCAAGACGACCGACUGGGUCAGCAUCUCGGGCCGCGCCCAGAUCAACCGCGACCAGUCCAAGAUCAAGAAGCACUGGAGCUCCAGCCUCAAGGCCUGGUUCGACGACAAGAAGGACGGAAAGCACACGGGCGACCACGACGACCCGCGCGUCGUCCUCCUCGACGUCGUCCCCGAGGAGAUCCGCUACUUCAAGGCCGACGGCAAGGUCAAGGCGCUCGCCGAGACGGCCAAGGCUGCCAUCAGCGGCCAUGCCGCCAGCCCCGGCAAGCUCGUCAUCCUCACCUCGGACGAGAUCCAGCUGGCCGGCCGCGUCCACAAGGCCUGA
This is a messenger RNA of Pseudozyma flocculosa PF-1, 612 nucleotides long. RefSeq lists its product as uncharacterized. The record is from RefSeq and is a predicted model, not a curated record. The transcript is spliced from 2 exons. Lineage: Eukaryota; Fungi; Basidiomycota; Ustilaginomycetes; Ustilaginales; Ustilaginaceae. Bases 1 to 612 code for a protein of 203 amino acids.